CACGGGAUGAUGCGGCAGUGAAUCACUGGCGCAGAGUGGCCCAUCGGCAGCCGGAGUUCGACAAGUCACCAGUCGCCAGUCACUUGCAUCUUGAAACCCUCCAGUGGUCCCACGGCUGUCAUUCUCAACCUUCCACCUUCCACCUUUCUCUCCCUCACUCUCUCUCCCAUCUCGACAGUUGAACCGUACUUUGUCCCUUGCGUCAUUCCGUGAGGCCGUCACCUCCGAACCUCGUUCUGUGCCUGCUGCUGCGUCUAUCGUCUACCCCUCGUUUCCGUUCCGGCCGCAUCCUUGUAUCGUCGUCUGCCACCAUCUCCCUCACUCGCCACUCUCCCUCGUCGCUCUCCUCACUCGCCCGCCACUCACACCAUGUCGUCCUCCAUCGCCAUUCCCGCUGGCCCCUCGGCUACGCACUCCUACCACUCUCCCAAGGGCACCGGCUCUUCUGCCAACAGUCCCUACUCGAGCUCGCCUUCGUCCCCGCCUUCCGCCCGCAAGAGCAAGGCGCUGCACACCCGCCGCCAAAGCCUCCUGAGCUCUGCCAUCUCCAAGCAAGAAUGCACUGUCAUUAACAUCGGCGACCCGGACGGACCCCCUCGCUUGAUCUCGUACCUUUCCUCCAGCCAAGGCUUCGCUUGGAACCCGGAAAUCUUCCUCCCCUCCUACGUCGAUUGCGAUUACGUCCCCUUGGAGAACCGCCGAGACCCCGUCCACGAGAUCCUCCUCAGCGAUGAGGAGUCCAAGAACCUCCUGCCGCAAUAGGUUACCUUUCCUUCAACAUAUACCCGGAUCGACCUGCGACUUAGACAUUUCCUUCUCGCGAGACUCGACUUGACAUUUUUACAUCACCUGGCGCCUCGGUUCGCCAAUACUUUCGACUGGACAAGGAGUUUAGCUACCGCCGGUAGCAUGGUAGCACUGUUUGAUGGAGUAAUUUAGGAUGGGCAUCCUUGUGAAUGGGCUUGACAGCCUCUUUGAGGCGGAGUACAACAAACAUGGUGGAGCAUCAUGCGGUCAAUAGGACCUGGCAAAUUGGGAUUGGGAUCGGUGCGUAGCCUGGCUUGGCGGGCACUGGGAGUUUGGUCCUUCAGAUUGCUUUGACUCUGCGUUGAUAUUUGUUAGUUGUUGACUUGAUCCUGGUGGCGUUGUUUCAUGGCUGUAUGUUAACUCUCCUCAAUUUACUGGUUCCGAGUA
Molecule: messenger RNA, 1194 nt
Organism: Ilyonectria robusta
Lineage: Eukaryota; Fungi; Ascomycota; Sordariomycetes; Hypocreales; Nectriaceae
Exons: 4
Coding region: 370-762 (130 amino acids)
Source: RefSeq, a predicted model, not a curated record